AUGGAUGUUUCCAGACGGAUUGAUGAAGGAAUUAUGAUGGAAGGUUGGCUCUAUCUCAUCCGCUCCAAUUUUUUUGUAUUCAAAUACUCACGAAAGCUAUACUACGUUCUUCAACAUCGCCAUUUCAACAGCUUCAAAUCCAUCUCUCAUUCUUAUAACAAGGAUCCUAUUAGAAGUGCAGUUGUGGAUUCCAGCAUUCAUGUAAUGGACAAUGGAAGGAACUGCAUCCGAGGAAAGGUCUUCUUUGUUUUCACACUUUAUGAUACUUCAAACCAUGAUGCUCAUGUGAAGUUAGGAGCAAACAGUCCAGAAGAAGCUGCAAGAUGGAUCAAAUCUUUCCAGGAAUUAUCUCAAGAGGUGAACCAGAAUUCAGGGAACUUUUUGCAUUGUCUUGGGUCAACCUAUUCUGGUAGAGUGUGUAAUAAAAUUGGCCUUGAUGAUAUCCUCUCUUUAGCCUCAAUCACGGAUCCCAGGACUGCUGACAUUUAUGAACCAUCAUACUGGAUGAUCUUUGGUUGUCACAAUGGUCUCAGGCUAUUUAAACAAGCAAGAGAUCAAGAAGGUCUUGAUAAGAGAGAUGGUCAUCCUGCAUUGGCAGCUGCUAGUGUGAUGGAAGGAACCCCAGAGGUCAUUUUCCAGACACUUAUGUCUCUUGGUUCUUCAAGAUCACAAUGGGACUUCUGUUUCCAGAAGGGUAGUGUGAUUGAAAACAUAGAUGGACACACUGAUAUUAUUCACAAGCAAUUAGAUGGUGAUUGGUUGCCUUGGAGUAUGAAACGAAGAGAUUUACUAUUGCUGCGGUAUUGGAGGAGGGAGGACAAUGGGACAUACAUCAUUCUUUAUCAUUCCGUACUUCACAACAAGUGCCCCCCUCAGAAAGGCUUUAUUCGUGCUUUCGUUGAAUGUGGAGGGUAUGUGAUAUCUCCAGUGAAUCAAUAUAAACAAUCAGUUGUAAGACACAUGCUUGCUAUUGAUUGGAAAUUCUGGAGAUCUUAUCUACAAAAAUCUUCAGCUCGUUGCCUCACAAUUCGCAUGCUCGGGAGACUUGCUGCUUUGAGAGAACUUUUCAAAACAAACUUGGCCAAUCACUUGUUGUCCGAGUUCUCUUCACAAGAACUGAAGAAAGAUAGCAUGCUGCAUCAGACAUAUAAGGAGUAUAUGGAGGGUGGAUUGGUUCACAUUUCUUCGAAUCCCUCAAACCUUGUACAAAUUGAUGAUCAGUCAGAUGAAUUCUUUGAUUUUGCAGAACCUUUGUUUGAUGAUGAAUCAGAAGGUUGCUGGGGUGCCGAUAAUGGUCCGCAAUUAUACUCUCAGGAUACAUGUAACGUUAAGCCAUGCACCUCAUUUGCUAAUGUUAUUGCGGAAAAGAAGCAUGAAUUUGUAUGUGAAUUGACAUUAGAUACUAGAUCUCUAUAUGCGUCAAUGCAGAGAAAGGGUUGUGCAGACCUAGAGAAGCUUGUGUGGGAUGAAUGUGUCUCAUGCAACUACACAAUCACUCUUCCAGAAGAUCAAACUGGUAAUCUGGCCAACAGUUGGUCAGCAUCAGAACCUUCUUUAUUUCAACUUCGAGGAGAAACGUUUUUGGAAGACCGUAAGAAGAUUACAUCAGAAAGUACAUUGCUGCAAACGGUUGCAGUGGAUUGGCUGAAAUCAGACAAGCGAGAAGAUGAUCUUGCUAGUCGACCUGGGAACAUUGUCCAGAAAUACGCAGCUGAUGGUCGUCCAGAAUUCUUCUUUAUUGUCAACUUUCAGGUUCCAGGUUCAACAACUUACAAUCUUGUUUCCUACCAUAUGACAAGUACCCCUAUAAAAGAUAUACCCUUGCUAGAGAGAUUUAUAGAAGGAGACGAUGCAUUUAGGAAUUCAAGAUUUAAGCUCAUACCUCAUGUAUCUAAGGGACCAUGGAUUCUCAGGCAUACUAUUCACAGGCCCACUCUGGUUGGUCAUAUGCUCAAAAUCAACUACAUCCGUGGGAAGAACUACUUGGAGAUGGACGUGGACGUUGGUUCAUCAGCAUUUGCGAGGGGGUUGGCUAGCAAAACUUUCAGUUGCUUCACUAGUUUGAUAAUUGAAAUAGCAUUUGUUUUACAGGCAAACACAGGAGAAGAGCUUCCAGAGCAUCUAUUUGGAGCAUUUCGUCUAAACUAUCUGGAUAUCUCUAAAGCUUGUUGGGCAAAUCCAUGAUCUAUAUAUACAUACCAUACAGUUGUUGUAUAAAAAUGACAGAUACUAUCAAAUUGAAAGCUGAUGAUCAAAGACUUACACAUCUUUUUUUAUAAAGAAA
This is a messenger RNA of Cynara cardunculus var. scolymus (artichoke), 2284 nucleotides long. Its product is annotated as protein ENHANCED DISEASE RESISTANCE 2-like. Gene Ontology annotation, molecular function: lipid binding. Lineage: Eukaryota; Viridiplantae; Streptophyta; Magnoliopsida; Asterales; Asteraceae. The transcript is spliced from 21 exons. The coding region runs from base 1 to 2184 and encodes 727 amino acids. The record is from RefSeq and is a predicted model, not a curated record.